AAAAACAUUCGCAGAAAUCAAUCAAGAAAGUGUUGCACUGGCUUUGAAUUGCAAAACGGCGUCGUUUCGCUGCUAAGCCUUCAAGAUACUGCCUAAUUGGACCUCUAAUCCCUGCAUUUCACAUCAGUGCUUCUCGUUCAUCCUUCGGAGAUGGUGCGAUUACAGCCGGAUCCAUUCCUUAAUGAACUUACGAACAUGUUUGAGCGGACUACAGAAAAGGGCUCUGUAUGGGUUACCUUAAAACACUCUUCUGACAAGUCAAAGGUGCAAAGGAAUAAGAUGAAGACAGCUGGAGAAAAAAUUGAGUAUAGGUGCCUGAUUCGAGCAACGGACGGCAAGAAGACCAUUUCCACAAUGGUUGGGGCAAAAGAUCAUCAACGUUUUCAAUCAAGUUAUGCUACUAUUUUGAAAGCCAGGAUGACUGCCCUGAAGAAGAGGGAGAGAAAAGAUAAAAGAAAGGCAGCAGAUUCUGAUAAAAAAGCAGACUCAAAGAAGCGAUCUUCUGCUGCUAAGAAAGCCUCUAACUGAACAAGAUUUCAUUAUUCAUCUCUUUUUGGUGUAUGACCUCUUACAUUUUGGGCUUUUGACUAACAGUAAGUUAAACAUGUUUAUGAUGAAAUUGGAUGGCUGAACUUUUUGCAGGAGAUCUAGAUUUUAGAUACAGAAGUUCAUGUCGAUUCUUGUUUCCCCUCUCUAUUGAAUAUUAAGAUGAAUUUUCUGCUUUCA
Molecule: messenger RNA, 726 nt
Organism: Sesamum indicum (sesame)
Lineage: Eukaryota; Viridiplantae; Streptophyta; Magnoliopsida; Lamiales; Pedaliaceae
Product: signal recognition particle 14 kDa protein
Biological process (GO): SRP-dependent cotranslational protein targeting to membrane
Cellular component (GO): signal recognition particle, endoplasmic reticulum targeting
Molecular function (GO): endoplasmic reticulum signal sequence receptor activity; 7S RNA binding
Source: RefSeq, a predicted model, not a curated record